Molecule: messenger RNA, 1836 nt
Organism: Fonsecaea pedrosoi CBS 271.37
Lineage: Eukaryota; Fungi; Ascomycota; Eurotiomycetes; Chaetothyriales; Herpotrichiellaceae
Exons: 11
Coding region: 1-1836 (611 amino acids)
Molecular function (GO): NADP binding; N,N-dimethylaniline monooxygenase activity; flavin adenine dinucleotide binding
Source: RefSeq, a predicted model, not a curated record
AUGCGCAAAGAGUAUGAAGGCGUCCCGCUCCAUACAAACGCCCAGGGUUACCAUGUCCCAGACAUUACCUACCGGGCACCCGAGAAUCGCAGGGUCAAAGUCAUCACCAUCGGCGCCGGCUUUGCGGGCAUCCUGAUCGCGUACAAGUUUCAGAAAGAGCUCCAGAAUGUGGAACUGGUCAUUUACGAAAAGAAUGGCGACAUCGGGGGGACGUGGCUGGAGAAUCGAUAUCCGAACUGUGCUUGCGAUGUUCCCAGCCAUUCUUACACCUUUAAUUUUGCUCUGAAUCCCUGGUGGCCCGAACUGUAUGCCAAGAGUGAACAUAUCUGGAAAUACCUCGAUCGGAUCUGCCGGGCCUUUGACCUCCGCAAAUACAUGCACUUCAACACCCGCGUCGUCGAGGCCGUGUGGGAUCACGAGGCUGGGAAAUGGAAUGUCAAGAUCGAAAAGUCGUUUAUCGACGGCUCGACAAAGAUCAUCGAAGAUCAAUGUGACGUCCUGCUGCAAGCAUCGGGUCUGUUGAAUAAUCCCGUCGUCCCCAAUAUCGAGGGGAUGGAGACUUUCAAGGGCAGAAAGGUCCACACGGCGCAGUGGCCGGAUGAUUAUAAUGAGGAUGCAUGGAAAGGCCAGACAGUCGCCGUCAUCGGUGCGGGCUCCUCAAGUGUCCAGACGACACCAGGUCUUCAACCGCACGUCAAGAAACUCCAUCUCUACGCCAAAUCCCGCACAUGGCUCGCGUCCGCACAGCCCGACAACCCGGUGAUCAGCAAGGAAGAGCAGCUCGAGUUUGCCACGGACAUGAACAAGUUGCUCAAGCAGGCUCGCAGCUACGAAGUCGCGGUCAACCAGAUCUGGGGCGCCAUGUUCAAGAACGCACCGCAGCAGGUGACGCUGCGCGAGCGAGCCCUGAAGAAGAUGCAAGACCACCUCCGCAAGGACGGGCUGUUUGACAACCUCAAACCCGGUUUUGCUGUUGGCUGUAGGAGGACGACACCGGGCGUCAAUUUCAUGGAGGCCCUCAACAAAGACAAUGUCGACGUGCAUUUCACUGCCGUGACCAAGAUCACCGAGGACGGGAUCGUCGGCGCCGACGGAUCGGUCGUGACGGGACUCGACACGAUCGUCUUCGCCACGGGCUUCGACACGACCUACGUGCCACGCUUCAAGAUCGUCGGUCGCAACGGGGUGACGCUGCAGCAAAAGUUCACGCCGAACCCGGACUCGUAUCUCGGUGUCGCCAUUCCAGGUACGUCGUCCCCAGUGCUCUUUGGCCCGUCCUUCCCCGUCCUGGCCGGCUCCGUCACCGCCUCCCUCACCGCCGUGACCGACCUCGCCAUCGCCAUGGUGAAGAAGAUCCAGGCCGAGAACCUCCGAUCCAUCAGCCCGCGCCAGGACGUCGUCGACCAGUUCGCCGAGCACACGCAGACGAUGCUGCACGGGACCGUGUGGGAAGACGACUGUAACUCGUGGUACACGCGACGCGACGGACGCAUCACCGCCGUCUGGCCAGGUUCUGCGCUCCAUUUCCAGGACGUGGUCCGCCACCCACGAUGGGAGGACUAUGAUAUUACUUACAUGAACAAGCUCAACAUGUGGGAAUUCCUCGGCCGCGGAUUCACCAUGACCGAGCGAGACCCGGACGCAGACCUCGCGCCGUACAUGACUCUCGACGCCCUCGACAAGGACUUUUACGACACCGACAAGACGCCCCUGCUGGAAGGCCCCGCGCCGACCAUGGCCCAGGCGCGCGCAAAGUCGCUCGAGCAUCCCGUCGAUCCCGUCACGGUUAACGGGGUGACGGUUCCGGUGCCGGAGGUGCAGAAUGGUGGACACUAG